GCUCUAUUUCCAGUUUUCCAUUCCGUUUUUCUUUUCUAAACUUUCAAUUUUUUAAUCCUUUAAUUCAUUCAUACAAUUGUUCUCCUUUUAGAAUAAUAUAAAUCCGAAUUGUUUUUUUAUUUUUUUAAUAAAACUCAUUGACUCUUUCCACGUAAUUUGACUAGUUGAAAUACGGUAUUUUGUGUUGUGUAUGUAUGGCUAUUGUCAUUGUUAGGCUACUUGCUAAAUCUUUAUAAUUCAAUACUAUAAAAAAAAAAUUAAAAAAAAAUUGCUUUUGAAUGGUUACGAUUAUUAUGUUCGUUUUCCUUGGUCUUUUUUUUUUUUUUUUUUGGCAAGAUUUGUUGUAAUGUUAUGGAGUUUCAAGUGAGUGAAAUUUACUAUAUGUUCCCUGUUCCUCAAUUUCGGCUAUUUUUAUAGAUCCGCUUUUACCCUGUCAACAUGUUAGUAUCAUCCGCUUGCUCCUGGUUGAAUUUGAAAUGUCUUCCCCAAAAGAAUGUGUUUAAUCAAGGCUGGAGUCUCAAUGGGGCUCCUUUUGCCAAAGACCCCUUCUUCUGGGCAUUUGGAAAGGUACACCAGUGAGCCCGAGAAUUGGCAUAUCUGUUGCCAUAGGCCUUUGGUCGCGGGGAGCAUUUCAUAUUUACCUGCUUGGGCUUGCUGUAAUCUUUAUACGUUGGCGGGUCAAUGUGAUUUCUCUACCUCAUUUUUCUAUUUCUUGGUUCUUUUAACUGUUGGAAAAGAUACUUUGGUAUUUUUAUUUUUUCAAAUAUGUUUUCUUUUUUGUCGCUUACACACCAUUUGAGAUUCCUGUGUUUCUUGAUUUUUAAAACUAUAAUUCUGUGUGUUGUAAGGCAUAUAUAUAGAACAUGGACAAAGGGCAUUACUUUUCUUCUAAAAUCGAUUGGUCACUUGGAGCUGCAUCUCUUGAUCGUUUACAUUAUUGACACAUUUUUGAUAAAUUUAUUUAGUUUUGGACAUGCAAUGGAUUACAAGCUGAUAAAGAAGCAUGUCGCACCGCAAAUUUGAACACCCAAGACAUGGCUCAUUGGGAUUUCUUCCCAGAAAAAGAGCCUCGCAUCAUCGUGGAAAAGUGAAGGCCUUUCCCAAAGAUGAUCCAACAAAAGCUUGCAGAUUAACUGCUUUCCUGGGAUACAAAGCUGGGAUGACUCAUAUUGUUAGAGAAGUUGAGAAACCAGGAUCGAAACUCCACAAGAAGGAAACAUGUGAGGCAGUAACUGUUGUUGAAACACCACCAAUGGUGAUUGUUGGUGUUGUUGGUUAUAUCAAGACAGCCCAUGGCCUCCGCUGCCUGAACACUGUUUGGGCCCAAUAUCUUAGUGAGGAGGUGAAGAGGAGAUUCUACAAGAACUGGUGCAAAUCCAAGAAGAAGGCUUUCACCAAGUAUUCAAAGAAAUAUGAAACUGAAGAUGGGAAGAAAGAUAUCCAGGUUCAAUUGGAUAAAAUCAAGAAAUACUGCUCUGUAAUUCGUGUUUUGGCUCAUACCCAGAUUAGGAAAAUGAAGGGAUUGAAGCAGAAGAAAGCCCAUCUUAUGGAAAUUCAGGUGAAUGGUGGAGAUAUUGCAAAGAAGGUUGACUAUGCUUACAGUCUUUUUGAGAAGCAGAUUCCUGUUGAUGCUGUUUUCCAGAAAGAUGAGAUGAUUGACAUUAUUGGUGUCACCAAGGGAAAAGGCUAUGAGGGUGUGGUUACUCGCUGGGGUGUUACACGUCUCCCUCGUAAGACCCACCGUGGGCUACGUAAAGUAGCUUGUAUUGGUGCCUGGCAUCCAGCUAGGGUUUCAUUUACAGUUGCCAGGGCUGGACAGAAUGGUUACCAUCAUCGUACGGAGAUGAACAAGAAAGUUUACAAGCUUGGAAAAUCUGGACAGGAGUCUCAUUCUGCUAUAACUGAAUUUGACAGGACUGAGAAAGAUAUUACUCCAAUGGGAGGUUUCCCUCAUUACGGUGUAGUGAAAGAGGAUUACCUGCUGAUAAAGGGAUGCUGUGUAGGGACUAAAAAGCGUGUAGUUACCUUGAGGCAGUCACUACUGAAGCAAACAUCCAGGGUUUCCAUGGAAGAGAUUAAGGUCAAGUUCAUUGACACAUCAUCCAAAUUUGGCCAUGGUCGUUUCCAGACGACGGAGGAGAAGGCAAAGUUUUAUGGACGCCUCAAGGCUUGAUUCUGCUGAGUUCGGUUUAGAUGGGAAUAUCUGUGUUCACCAUUUACUUAUUGAUGUUUGGACUAGAUCUAGACUUUUCUAGUUAAUUACAAUAAUUUUGUAAUUUUAUGCUUUUAGUUUAUGGAUUCUCCCCUCGUCAACCACGAGGGAUUGGAGUUUAUGAAUCUCUGUUUUUGAUAAGAACUGACAGAAGAAUUUGCUCAGUUUAUCAAAUUAGAGAGAUGCCUUUGGUUUGGUUU
Ziziphus jujuba (common jujube) is the source of this 2412-nucleotide messenger RNA. Its product is annotated as large ribosomal subunit protein uL3y. Gene Ontology annotation, biological process: translation; ribosomal large subunit assembly. The record is from RefSeq and is a predicted model, not a curated record. Bases 1004 to 2173 code for a protein of 389 amino acids. Gene Ontology annotation, cellular component: ribosome; cytosolic large ribosomal subunit. Gene Ontology annotation, molecular function: RNA binding; structural constituent of ribosome. NCBI's taxonomy places the organism in Eukaryota, Viridiplantae, Streptophyta, Magnoliopsida, Rosales, Rhamnaceae. The transcript is spliced from 6 exons.